AUGCCUAAAAUCAGAAAGCCAACAAAUAACAAUUUCGAUUCCAAGUUUAAUAAAAGGGAAAUUAAUAUUGGUGACGAAAGCCAUAAUUAUGUUCACAAACCGACGUUCCCUUUCUCCUUAUCUUUAAAUAACAUUAUAAGUGUUAUUAAAGCACCUAAAAACAAUAAAAUAGCAAAAACAUUUCCAAAUGCUUUCAUCACCUAUAAAAAGGCAUUAAUUAAAGAGAAUCGUAAUAGAAACAUCAAAUUACCUCCUAUGCGUCACCUUUCUAAAAUUACAUCAUGUUAUUGGGAUGAAGAACCAGAAAAUGUAAAAGAAUUUUACAAAAAGUUAUCCGAGGAUGCUAAAUCUUUUUAUAAGCAAAAUACGAUUCAAAUCGUAUUUGAUAAACAUGUCGAAGAGGGUUCACGUAUGACAAGUGUAAUUAGUGGAACUGAUUUGAAUUAUAUCCAAGACAUUAAGGAUCCCGUUGAAAAUAUAAUUUAUACGCAAAAUUCUACAAGCGUGUAUCUUCCGAUUGAAGAUAAUUCUGCCAGCUUCCAAGCUACUUUUCCAAAUAGUAACUUUUUCGAAGACCCGUAUUUAAUGAAUCAAGUUUCUAACGAUCAAGAGUAUAUUAGAAUGUUGGAAUACGAAAGCGUGCAUUUUUCACCUCUGCAAUUUGAUUCAGAUUAUGUCAAUAUUACCCAAGGUUUUGAGGUUCCCGUUGAGGAUAUAAUCUUUACGCUGAACUCGUAUCUUCCUAUUGAAGAUUAUUCCACCUGUAACAAUCGAGAGUAUGGAAUGGAACAUAUUUUUACUGAUUUCUUAUUGGUUGAAAAUAAUCAAAAAAGUGUUUCAACUUAUGGCGCAGACUCGAAUUAUAUCAAUUAUGGAACUGGGGAAGUUCUUCCCGUUGAAAAUGUAAAUAUGUGUCUUCUGACCCUUUUUUAA
Funneliformis caledonium is the source of this 933-nucleotide messenger RNA. The record is from the annotation of a GenBank genome assembly. NCBI's taxonomy places the organism in Eukaryota, Fungi, Glomeromycota, Glomeromycetes, Glomerales, Glomeraceae.